Messenger RNA from Daucus carota subsp. sativus, 1419 nucleotides. RefSeq names its product putative hydrolase C777.06c. Lineage: Eukaryota; Viridiplantae; Streptophyta; Magnoliopsida; Apiales; Apiaceae. The record is from RefSeq and is a predicted model, not a curated record. The transcript has 12 exons. Bases 146 to 1240 code for a protein of 364 amino acids.
UGUCAAAAAAGAGUGGAGAGGCGUCACAGGGUUCGGGGGUUGUGAGCUGUUACAUUUGUCAAAGGAAAACAACAAGCGGUGUAGCCGGUAGCGAGAGAGAGACACAGAGAGAGAUUGGAUUGUAAAUUGAGAGAGAAUUGAUAAAAUGCUGCUGCGAAUCCGGCCAGCAGCUGCAGCUGCUCCAUCUCUCCGGCGAAUCUCCUCCACCUACUCCGCUCGUUCGUCAUUUUCAAUCUCAUCCUCAAGUUCACCGUAUGCCUUGUUCCCCCCAACUAAUAUCUUCACAGCUCAUUCCCUUCACUCCACCACCAAUCUCUCUGCUAUACACAAGAGAUACUGCACUACAGAAUCCACAACAGCACAAAUUGCACCAGACACACCACAAGAAUCCGAAAUCAUAUUCGUAGGAACAGGAACUAGUGAAGGCAUUCCGCGCGUUAGUUGUCUCACCAAUCCUUACAAAAAAUGCGAGGUGUGCUCCAAAGCUGCUAAUCCGGGCGACAAGAAUAAGAGACUUAACACCAGCAUUCUCAUUCGUUAUUCCCAGCCCGCUGGAAAUCUUAAUAUUCUUAUUGAUGCUGGCAAGUUCUUUUACCAUAGUGCUCUACGAUGGUUUCCUACAAUUGGGAUAAGAAAACUCGAUGCAGUUCUUAUAACCCAUUCUCAUGCUGAUGCAAUUGGAGGUUUGGAUGAUCUUCGCGAUUGGACAAACAAUGUCCAGCGUAAUAUUCCAAUCUAUGUAGCAAAUCGCGAUUUUGAGGUGAUGAAGAAGACUCACUAUUAUUUGGUUGAUACAAGUGUUGUCACACCUGGAGCUGCAGUCUCAGAUUUACAAUUUAAGAUUAUAAAUGAGGAGCCUUUUGUUGUAUAUGAUAUUAAGUUUACACCGCUUCCAGUGUGGCAUGGCAAAGAUUACCGAUCCUUGGGUUUCCGAUUUGGCAAUAUUUGCUACAUCAGUGAUGUCAGUGAAAUACCCGAAGAAACUUAUCCACUUUUAAAGGACUGUGACCUCCUCAUUAUGGAUGCUUUGAGGCCAGAUCGAUCUUCUGCAACACAUUUUGGACUUCCCAGGGCGUUGGAAGAAGUUCGAAAAAUUCAACCCAAGAGAACACUAUUUACUGGUAUGAUGCAUUUAAUGGAUCAUGAGAAAAUAAAUGAACAACUCAUAAAACUGAAGGACAGUGAAGGCCUAGAUGUGCAACUCAGCUACGACGGGCUUCGUGUACCGGUAACUUUAUGAUAGUAGCCUUUUAGAUUUUCACAGGUUACUUUUUUUCCUUUUUAAAGUGCAAGUAGCCAAGUAGGUAACUAUAUCUUAUAGAAAUUUUAUAAAUCAAACACCAAUUGCCACCGCCCAUUGUAUUUACCUGUAUAAAUUAUUCUUUCAAUUAUAUGAUCAAACAUUGGUGUUAUAUACAA